GAGAAAGGACCUGGGGAUCUAUUACAUGAAGAGCUUUUCUGCUGGCUAAUUUUGGAAGAGAUUGCCAGUACCAUAACUGGGAGUAAGGAUUACACUGUGAAUCUUCAAGGAGAAAUGUAUAGGAACCCAGAACUAGAUCUGGGAGAAGCAUCUUCUCACAUUUCCAGAAACAAGAGCAGUGACGUGACCCUUCAAAGUGGUGAUGUCAAGAAGUAUUUAAGUGCCAUGGAAAGUGAAGAAUAUUUGUCUUUGAAAGUUCCGGGCCAAAUGGCCAAACAGGACUCCUCAGUGACAUUUUGUGACAAUGAGCCCCAGGACCCUCAGAAGACAAAAAGUCUGUUUGUAACAGAAGAAAGUACUGAGAGAAAAGUAUUAGGAGGGAAAAGUCCUCCCAUAGACCAUUGUUCAGAGACCCUUCAUAUUAAACUUGUGUCUGAUGUAAUAGAACUGGUCUCACCAUUGUUAGGUAGUGAAGCUAUUUGCCAGAAGAGCCAAUUGAAAGAAUCCUUGGAUCCCUUUGACUGUAACUGUAAUAACAUUUAUGGUUGGAAAUCACGAGUGGUCAGUCAUCAGAGAGCUCCUACAAAGAACCAUCUCUGUAAUCAUUAUGACUCUGGCAAAAUACAUAAUACCAGCUCAUAUAGUCACUCAUGUGAGAAAAUACACAAUGCAGAGAAACAAUACCAAUGCAGUAGGUGUGGUAAGGACUUCCAUGAGAGCUCAGAACUACUACUUCAUCAGAAAGACCACACAAAAGAAAAGCCCUACAAAUGUGAGCAUUGUGGGAAGGGUUUCGCAAGGAGCUCAAGUCUCCUCAUCCAUCAAGCCAUCCACACAGAUGAGAAACCUUACAAGUGUGACAAGUGUGGGAAGGGCUUCACAAGGAGUUCAAGUCUGCUUAUUCAUCAUGCAGUCCAUACAGGCGAGAAACCUUAUAAAUGUGACAAGUGUGGGAAGGGCUUUAGUCAGAGCUCCAAAUUGCAUAUCCACCAGCGAGUGCACACUGGUGAGAAGCCCUAUGAGUGCGGGGAGUGUGGAAUGAGCUUCAGUCAGCGCUCUAACCUGCACAUCCACCAGCGAGUCCACACAGGAGAGAGGCCCUACAAAUGUGGAGAGUGUGGCAAGGGCUUUAGUCAGAGUUCGAACCUUCACAUUCACCGGUGCAUACACACAGGAGAGAAGCCUUACCAGUGCUAUGAGUGUGGGAAGGGCUUCAGCCAGAGCUCAGAUCUCCGCAUCCAUCUCAGAGUUCACACUGGGGAAAAGCCCUAUCACUGCGGCAAGUGUGGGAAAGGGUUUAGCCAGAGCUCUAAACUCCUCAUCCACCAGAGAGUACAUACUGGAGAAAAGCCCUAUGAGUGCAGCAAGUGUGGGAAGGGCUUCAGCCAGAGCUCCAACCUCCACAUCCACCAGCGAGUUCACAGGAAAGAUCCCUCUUAACAAGCUCUUCAAUUAUAUGCUUGUACUCUAAAGACUUAAAUAUUUUUAACAUCACUCUGACCUCUAUAUUCUAUGAAGAUGAGUUAAGAUAUGUUCCCUCACUAAAAAUAAUUCAUUCAUUUGAAGUAUUUAAGUGCCAAGAACUUUUGUUAUACUAUACAGUGAAUUCCUUUAUCUAGUUCCUUAGAUAGGUGAUGUGAAAACAGCUGUACACUAGUUCAGCCAGUGUUAUUAGAAUUAUACUAGAGGCCCCGUGCAUCUGUAGAGUCCCUAGACCUGGCCAGAGGUCAGGAUCAGUCAGGGCCUUCCAGCUGACAGACAGGGUCUGCCUUCCCUGGCUGACAGCUGACGGCCACUGGCCGCACCCUUCCUUCAUUCCACACCGCCUCCUGGUGGUCAGCACACAUCAUAGUGAGCAAUAGAACUCCUGAGGGGACACUUUGCACAUUAGCCUUUUAUAUAUAUAUAGGUACUCAGCAUUUAUAACUGUAAGGAUAUUACAUUUAUCCAAGUUCAACAUGUUUCCCUUUGUUCACAAUCUCAGAAAUCAUAACACUAGUUUCUUUUCAAAUCAGGUGUCUUGUGUUUUUCAUAUUUCUUUACAGCCUGAGUAGCCCUGAAUAAACUAUAAUGAUAU
This is a messenger RNA of Pipistrellus kuhlii (Kuhl's pipistrelle), 2077 nucleotides long. It is a transcript of the gene ZNF239, whose product is annotated as zinc finger protein 239. The transcript has a single exon. Lineage: Eukaryota; Metazoa; Chordata; Mammalia; Chiroptera; Vespertilionidae. The annotation marks the transcript as partial. The record is from RefSeq and is a predicted model, not a curated record. Gene Ontology annotation, molecular function: DNA-binding transcription activator activity, RNA polymerase II-specific; RNA polymerase II cis-regulatory region sequence-specific DNA binding. Gene Ontology annotation, biological process: regulation of transcription by RNA polymerase II. Gene Ontology annotation, cellular component: nucleus.